AUGUAUUUAUUUAUUUCAGAUUUUGCAAUGAGCACCGAAAUCAAAGAUAAUAACGAUAUUCAUUCCAAUGAUGAAAUUAAUCAAGAUAACAAUGAACUAUCACAGGAAAUCGAUCAACCAUUAUCAUCUGAAAAUGACGAAGAAGAAGAAAAAAUAAUUAAAGAAUCAUCUAUCGAUAAUAAACAAGAAAUUGAACCAUCACAUUUAACAUCAAAUAAUGAUGAAUUUCCAUUAGAAACUCCAUCUAAUGAUACUAUCAAUGAAAAAGAAGAUGAUUCAACAGCAGCAAUUGUAUCUGAAGAGAAUUCAUUAGCUCUGCCUGUAUCUGAAGAGAACUCAUUAGCUUUGCCUGUAUCUGAAGAGAACUCAUUAGUAGUACCAGGAUUUGAACAGGAUGAUAAUACAGCUGGUGAUACUAUUCAAUCAGAAUCAUCAAAUCAAUAUGAUAAUACUCAUCAACUUUUACAAAUUAUAGCUGAUAAAUCGAAUAAAGAAGCAUCUUUAACAAUAUUAAAUACACUUGUCGAAGGUGAUUUUGAUUUAGAUAAAAAUUAUAUAAUACAAAAACCAAAAAAUUUACAUGAAUUAUUUUCUAUAUUUAAUAAAAUGUCACCAUCAUUACAAGCUGAAAUACUUAGUGUAUUAAUUGGUAUAAUGCGUAAAAGUGAACGUAAUUUAUUAGCAUCAAUUGAUGCACAAAUAUAUGAAAAAACAUUAGAAUUAUUAAAUAAAAUUGAUGAUGAUGUUGUUGCUGAUUUAUUAGUUGAUAUUCUUACAGUUUUAACAUCAUUAACAAUUAAUGUUAAUGAACUUAAACUUCUUUUACAUUAUCUUAAAACAGAAAAUCGAAUAUGGAAAAAACAUGCCGUUAAAUUAUUAAAUAUUUUUAAAAAUCUUCCAUAUCGACAUGGACCUGAUGAAUUUUUUAAUUUUCCUGGUCGAAAUGGUUCUGGUAUUAUUUUACCACCAAUUAAAAUUUGGCCAUAUCAAAAUGGUUUUACAAUAACAACAUGGUUUCGUAUUGAUCCUGUUGCAAAUGGUGUUAUUGAAAAAGAAAAACCAUAUUUAUAUUGGUUUUGUACAUCAAAAGGUCAUGGUUAUACAGCACAUUUCGUUGGUAAUUGUUUAGUUAUAUCAUAUUCAAAAUUAAAAGAAAAAACUUUUCAACAUUGUAUACAAUAUGAAUUUAAACCACGAGAAUGGUAUAUGAUAACAUUUGCACAUCAAUAUCAACGAUGGGGUAAAAGUAGUAUAUAUUGUUAUAUAAAUGGUCAACUUGUAUCAAAUGCACAUUUUCCUUGGAGUAUUGAAAGUGGUGAUAUAUUUGAUAAAUGUUAUAUAGGUUGUACACCUGAUCGUCAUGAUUUAACAAGUUUUUCUGGUCAAUUAUCAACAUUUUAUUUAUUUAGUAUAUAUUUAGAACCAUUAAUUGUUCAAGGUUUAUAUAAAUUAGGACCAGCAUAUAAAAAUCAAUUUAAAUUUGAAAAUGAAAGUGCACAUGUAUUAUCUGAUUCACAAAGAAAAGCAAUGUAUGAUGGAAAAUUAAUGAGUUCAAUUAUAUUUAAUUAUAAUCCAAUUGCAUGUGAAGAAAAACUUGUUUUACAAGCUGCACCAAAAACAAAUGUAUCAUAUUUUGUUCAUACAGCACAUGCACAAAUGUUAAGUAAUGUUCGAUCUGUAAUAACAUAUUCAAUUUAUUCAACAUUACAUAGUGUUGGUGGUAUACAAGUAUUUUUUCCUUUAUUUGGACAAUUAGAUCAUCAACAAAUUGAUGGUUCAAUUAAUUAUAAUGUUUGUUCAAUACUUUUAUCGACUUUAUGUGAAUUAAUUGAACGAUCAUAUACAAUUCAACAUCAAAUGCUUAAUUCAAAAGGUUUUCUUGCAAUUGGAUGUCAUCUUGAAAAGGUAUCAAAACAACAUAUUAAUAUGACUGUUCUCAAUUCUCUUAUAUCAUUAACAACAUUUUUUGUUAAAAUUGAAAGCAAAAAUAGUCCAUUAUUAUUGAAACAAUUAUUUAUUCAUAUAUUUUUUAAUCCUGUUAUAUGGAUUUAUUGUUCAGUUGAUGUUCAAAUGCGUUUAUAUACAUAUUUAGCAACAGAAUUUGUUACUUAUUCAGAAAUCUAUCAUUUAAUUCAACCAAUAAGUGAAAUAAUUCAAACAUUACAUACAUUAAAAUAUUUCUAUUGGAUUAUUGAUCCAAGUCAUCGAAGUGGUUUUAAACCAAAAGGUUCAGAUGGAAAUCGACCAACACGUGAACAAAUUAUUGAAAUGAGACGUUAUAUGUUACUCUAUUUAAAACAACUUGUUAUAAGUAGUUCAGGUACACAAGAAGAAGAACUUCAAGCAAUUAUUAAUUAUCUUCAUACAGUCCAUGAAGAUGAUAAUCUUAUUGAUGUAUUGGAUAUGACUGUAAAUCUUAUGUCAGAACAUCCAAGAGCAAUGGUACCUGCAUUUGAUCGUCGACAAGGAUUAAGAACGGUUUUUAAAUUAUUAGCAAGUAGUAGUGAAGUAACACGUUUACAAGCUUUGAAAUUAUUAGGAUUCUUUCUUCAACGAAGUACAGUAAAACGGAAAACUGAUGCAAUGCAACCACAUAAUCUAUUUUCAUUAUUGGCUGAUCGACUUUUACUUCAUCCAAAUAGUUUUACAAUGGCUACUUAUAAUGUUCUAUUUGAAAUACUUGUGGAAAAAGUAAGCGGAUUAGUUGUUGAAAAACGAACUUCUGAAAUUACAGCGGAUUGGAAAAUUGAAAAUCCAGCUAUGAUCAAAGUAAUUGCUACAUUACUUCGAAAUGCAGCUGAUAAUAUUCAUUUAUAUGAUAUAAAAUUACGUUUUCUUGAUGAUUUAAUUUUACUUUCAUCUGCAAGUCGAGAAAAUCGAAGAACUAUUUUACAAAUGUCUGUUUGGCAAGAUUAUUUAUUUGGUCUUGCUUAUGUUUAUCCAAUAAAUGAAAUACAAAUCGAAAUAACUGAUCGAGUUUUUGAUUUAUUAAAAGUUUUAUUACAUCAUGCUAUUAAAUAUGAAUAUGGUGGAUGGCGUGUAUGGAUUGAUACACUUUCGAUUUUACAUGGACGAGUAACUAAAGAAGAUUAUUAUCGAAAAGUUAACAAAAUUGUUGAAAGUAUAAAAGAUGAUGAUGAAAAUGAAUCAAAAAGAUCAGUUUCUCCAACAACACGUAGUGGUUCACAAACUUCAGCCGAUGAACAUACAGCUGCAACACCUACUAAAUCAACAUCUAGUCGUCAAGUAUUUAAGACAAAUCAAUUACCACCAUUUUCAAUAUCUGAAUUUAAAUAUUCUCCAAUGCAUAUUCGUCUAUUACAUAGUGUAUUUGAUUCAAUUGAAGUUGAUGUUCGUUUAUGGAGAUCUGAUUCAGCUAAAUCAAUAACGGAAGCAAUUAAUCAUACAGAUAAUCAAAUAUUUUGUGCUAAUGUUGUACAUAUUAUAUCUCAAAUGGCAGAUGUAUUAUGUAAUGCAUGUGGUGGUCUUUUACCUUUACUUGCAAGUGCAACAUCAGCAUCUCAUGAAAUUGAAUUAUUAGAAAAUACUGAAGGUUUAUCACCUAAAGAUGCAUUAAAAGUUUUAAAACGUGCUAUGGGUUUAUCAGAUUUAUUUAUACUUGCAAAUAGUGGAAAUUUUUCUGAACUUGAACAAGAAAAAAGUAUGCCUAAUGGUGGAAUAUUACGACAAUGUCUUCGUUUAUCAAUGACAACUGCUGUUCGUCAUUCUAUGGAAUGUCGUUUUCAAAAAUUUGAUACAUCAAAAAUAUCGAAUUUACUAUUAACAUCAAAAAUAACAAAUAAAGAUCCACUUGAAGGUGUACUUGAAUUAACUUAUUUAACGAAUACAAAUGAAAAUGAUAAUGAAAGUGAUAAUGAAAAUGAUGAUAUAGCAACAUUAAUUUCAUCAUUUAUUAAAAAUCCAGAAUCAGUUUUACAAGAACUUGAUAUUCAACGUUUACGUGCUAUUAUCUAUCGUGACGUGGUAAGACCAGAUCGAAGUAAACCGAACAAAAACCUUGUCGUUGUCGUGGAUGAUACAAAACAAUCACAAUUUUUAGCAUUAGCUAUUGUUUAUUUUGCAUCAGUACUUAUGGUAUCAAGAUAUCGAGAUAUAAUUGAAACAAAUCAAACAAAUUUAUCUCGACAAACAUCAAUUAUAAGUGCAACAUCUAGUAUUCGACAUGGUUCGACUAGUGAUACUUAUGCAGAUACGACUAGUACGAACGAUUUGGCAUUGAUUACACCUUCAAUUAUUAAUAAUCAAAAGAAUACUGAUGAAUCAGCAAUUAUCUAUCAUAAUAAUAAUGGAAUUGAUAAAAUAAAUUCACAAUCAACUGAUAAAAAAUCAAUGGAUUUGAAUAAGACAAGUGCUACUGCUACUCAAUACGCAAGUAUUGCCAGUAUUCCUACUGGUGAUCAAACAACAAUAGAUAAAAGUCAAUUACCUGAAUCAAAACUUCCCGAUUAUCCAAAAGCUAAUUUUAAUACAACUGAAUCAUCAUCAGCAAUGAAUAUAACUGAAAAAUUAGAACGUGCAUUAUCUAAUAUUGCACCAUUUUUACGUGAUAUAUUUACUGAAUUUUCACAUAUUCUUACAAAAACAUUAGUUGGUUCACAUGGACAAGAAUUAUUACCUAGUGGUUUACAUGCUCUUAAACAAACAGCAUCAGUUGUUGAACUUGUUAUGCUUUUAUGUUCACAAGAAUGGCAAAAUUCUCUUCAAAAACAUGCUGGCUUAGCUUUUAUUGAAUUAGUUAAUGAAGGACGUUUACUAUCUCAUGCAAGUAAAGAUCAUGUUGUUAAAGUAGCUAAUGAAGCAGAUUUUAUUCUUAAUCGUAUGCGUGCUGAUGAUAUACGUAAAGCAAGUGAUUUUGAACAAUUAUCAGCACAAACAACAGUUGAACGUAAAUCUGAAGAACAAUUAUGUGAACAUUUUAUAACAGCAGCACGUCAACGACAUCAAGUUAUAGCAAUACGUUUACAAGAAAAAUUUUUAGCUAUGAUGAUAAAUGAUAAAACAGCUUAUUUAAAUAAUUCACGUCUAUUUUGGAAAUUAGAUCCAUGGGAAGAUGAUUUAAGACGACGACGACGUUUAGUACGUAAUCCAAAUGGUUCUACACAUAAUGAAGCAACACAAAAAUCAUCAUUUAAUGGUGUAAAUGAUGAUUUAAUAACAUCUGCUAUUCAAGAAGAAAAUUUAUUAAAACAAUUAAAACAUCAAAAAAUACAAAAUUUUAAUCAAACAAUAAAUGAUGAAGAUGAAAUGUUACAAGUUGAUGAAAAAGAUCUUGAUCAAGAUUUUUCUGGACCAAUACGUUUUUCAACAGAAUGUUCAGUAAUUUGUGGUACAACUUUUAUACAUGGAACUUUAGCUAUAACACAUAAUGCUAUGUUAUUUGAUGCAAAUGAAUAUGAUGAAAAUUAUACAAAUAUUGAUUCUAAAAUGUUACCUUAUAUUGAUAAUAUUCAUGGAAAAUGGCAUUUUAAUGAAAUACGAGCCAUAUUUUCAAGAAGAUAUCUUUUACAAGAUAAAGCUUUGGAAAUAUUUGUGUCGAAUAGAACAAGUGUUAUGUUUGCAUUUACUGAUCGUUCAAUUGUCAAAAAAGUUGUAAACUUUUUACCUCGAGUUGGUGUUGGUGGUCGUUAUGGAUUACCACAACAACGACGAACAUCAUUAGCAUCACCAAAACAAUUAUUUCGUUCAGCAAAUAUGACUCAACGAUGGCAAAGACGAGAAAUUUCAAAUUUUGAAUAUCUUAUGUAUCUUAAUACAAUUUCAGGUCGAACAUUUCAAGAUUUAAAUCAAUAUCCAAUAUUUCCAUGGGUUAUAGCUGAUUAUGAAAGUGAAAAACUUGAUUUAAAUUCUCCAUCAACAUAUCGAGAUUUAUCAAAACCCAUUGGAGCAUUAAAUCCUACAAGAAAAUCAUUUUUUAUUGAACGUUAUAAUCAUUGGGAAUCUGAUACAAUUCCACCAUUUCAUUAUGGUACACAUUAUUCAACAGCUGCAUUUACACUUAGUUGGCUUAUUCGACUUGAACCAUUUACAACAUUUUAUUUAAAUUUACAAGAAGGAAAAUUUGAUCAUGCUAAUCGACUAUUUCAUUCAAUUCCUAUAUCAUGGCAAAAUUGUCAACGUGAUUCAUCGGAUGUUAAAGAAUUAAUACCAGAAUUUUUUUCUCUACCUGAAAUGUUAACAAAUUGUAAUCAUUAUAAAUUAGGACGAACUGAAGAUGGAAUGAAAGUUGAUGAUGUUAUUUUACCUAAAUGGGCACAAACACCAGAAGAUUUUAUUCGAAUUAAUCGAGCGGCAUUAGAAUCUGAAUUUGUUUCAUGUCAUUUACAUCAUUGGAUUGAUUUAAUUUUUGGUUAUAAACAAAGAGGACCUGAAGCAAUUCGUGCUGUUAAUGUUUUCUAUUAUUUAACAUAUGAAGGUACAGUUAAUCUUGAUUCAAUAACAAAUCCAACAGAUCGUGCUGCUGUUGAAACACAAAUAAGAAAUUUUGGUCAAGUACCAUCACAACUUUUAACUGAACCACAUCCACCAAGAAAUUCAGCAAUGAAUUUAACUCCAAUGAUGUAUAAUGUUACACCAGAAGAUGUAUCAAUGAUAAUGAAAUUUUCAUCAAAUGCACCAAUUAUUCAUGUUUCAGCUAAUACAUAUCCAACACUUCCGGUACAAGCUGUUGUUACAAUUAGUAAUAAACAUGAUUUUUCAAUAAAUAAAUAUCAUCCAAAUGCUGGUACAUCAACACAAACUUAUGCAGAAUCAUCACCAACACCAACUCAUCAACAAACACAAUUACCAUUAAGCAUGGAUUCAAUUUUAGUAUCAAAUGUAAACUUAAAUCGUCGUCAUUUGGGUGAUCAUUUUGAUGAACGUAUUCAACAACGACAUCAAAGUUUUGUUGUUACUGCUGAUAAUCGUUUUAUAAUAUCAACUGGUUAUUGGGAUAAAAGUUUUCGUGUACAAAAUACUGAUAUGGCUAAAAUUACACAAGUACUCUAUGGUCAUUUUGAUAUUGUUACAUGUGUAUGUCGUUCGGAAAUAACUAUUGCUGGAAAUUGUUUUCUUGCAACUGGUUCACGUGAUUGUACUGUUUGUAUUUGGAUAUGGAAUGGAACAAAAGGUGCAAUUGUUGAUCGUGAAUAUCCAAAUCAAGAAAUAAAUCCAUCACCAGCAGCAAUAUUAACUGGUCAUGAUACAGAAAUAACAUGUUUAUGGAUAUCAGCUGAACUUGGUAUUGUUUUAAGUGGUAGUGAAAAAAGUCUUGUACUUCAACAUACACUUAAUGGUGAUAUAUUACGUUCAUUUGAAAAUCCAUCGAAAAUAUCUACACCACGUCUAUUAUCACCAUCAAAUGAUGGUGAUAUUAUUGUUUGUUAUGAUCGUUCAAAAUUAUGUCUAUAUACAUUAAAUGGAAAAUUAAUGCGACAAGCAAUAUUUGAAGAUGAAACUAUUCAAUGUAUGGCGUUAAAUAAUGAUAGUCAAUAUACGGUUAUUGGUGGUGAUCGAGGUUUUGUACAAAUCAUUCGAACACAUGAUUUACAACCUGUUUAUGCUUAUCCACAAUGUGAUGCUAGUAUUCGUUCAUUGGCAAUAACUCAUGAUCAAAAAUAUAUCAUGGCUGGUCUUUCUACAGGUUGUUUGAUUGUGUUUAAUGUUAAUUUUAACGUUCUUAAUCAACCACGACGUGAGGCUGGAACAUCUACUGCAAAUGUUUAA
Rotaria sordida is the source of this 7725-nucleotide messenger RNA. The record is from the annotation of a GenBank genome assembly. NCBI's taxonomy places the organism in Eukaryota, Metazoa, Rotifera, Eurotatoria, Philodinida, Philodinidae.